UUCAAAUCGAGAGAGACCCUCAACGCUCACCUGUCGUUCUCUUUCAUUACUCUUUUGCUCUCCAGUCAAUCUCCACCACUUACUUGCCUAGCUGCUCGCUUCGCACUUCAAAUCGCCGUCAGCGAGUGCGGGGGACGCGCCAGUCACCGGGAAAGACUAUGGAAUCCGAAGGAGGAGGAUCAUGCUGCAAGUGUUGUUUUAGCUUCCUAAUCACUCUGGGUCUCACAUCCUUGUUCCUCUGGCUAAGCCUGCGAACCAACGAACCCAAAUGCUACGUCGGGUUCUUCUACGUUCCUGCCCUCAACCAAUCCCUGAAUACCCCUUCCAACUCCACCAUCGUCUUCACGGUGGAGUUCGAUAACGGAAACAAGGACAAGGGGAUUCGGUACGACGACGUCAACGUCACCUUCGGGGUUUUCCUGGAUCCGAAUAGGACCAGGCCGAUUGCGAAUCACACUAUUGAUGGGUUCUAUCAGGGCCACCAGAAGAAUGCGAAGAAGCAGGGUUCCGUCGAAGUUCAUGGCGGAGGACUUAACGGGACGGCGAAGGUGAACGGACAAACGUAUUUCCGGGUGAAUUUUACGACGUCGGUUAAGUACAAGAUCUUGCUGUGGUACACAAGACGGCACAGUUUAUGGGGAGGCGCAAAUGUCCCCGUCGAUAAUUCCGGGAAGAAGAUUGGGAAGAAAGGUAUCAGACUCGGGCACACGAUCCCCGUGAUCGUGUCGGACGCCUCCCGGCUCGCCGGAUGCUAUUGUACGCUUCUGAUUCUGGGUCUUUUCGUCAAUUUCUUAUUUCUGGAUUUGUUUCUCUAGCUUUAUUUUUCCCCCCACCUUGUCUCUGUUUUUUUUAAUAAUUUCUAGUUUGAGUUCUAUUUUUUUUUUUUCGAGGAAAAAAGUGGCAAAUCAUGUUCUAGCACGUCCAUAAAGGGACAGCUCCAAUUGAGAUGUAUCUUAGGGCUGAAUUUGGAUUGGUGUGGCGUUUAGAUUUUCAAAAGCGUGAUUAUUAAUUAGGCCACGUCAUUUAUUUAUGUACUUUGAUUUGAUUUGACUUCGAUUAACUUGUGCUGGGUGGAUUUUUUGUUGCUAUAUU
This is a messenger RNA of Prosopis cineraria, 1092 nucleotides long. Its product is annotated as protein NDR1-like. Lineage: Eukaryota; Viridiplantae; Streptophyta; Magnoliopsida; Fabales; Fabaceae. Bases 159 to 815 code for a protein of 218 amino acids. The record is from RefSeq and is a predicted model, not a curated record. Gene Ontology annotation, biological process: defense response to other organism. The transcript has a single exon.